AAGAGGAGGAGGAGAAGAAGAACACCGAAACCAAAAAAUAUAUAUUUUCUCAACGGCAAAAUAAGAAGAAGAGAUCAACCUUCCUCCGUUGUGUCGCGUGGGUGGGGCCAGGGUUAGGGUUUGCGUGCGGAAAUUGAUCGAAUCAGUGGCCCGGAGCGUUAAUUCGAUUCCCAUAAUUUCUCGUCUCCGAAUCCGCGGGAUUCGCAAGAACCGGUGGCCCAUCCCAUCCCAUCCCAUCCCAUCCUUCGAUUCGAUCAAAUUUCCGGCCGCAAAAUCACCACACAGACCCUCAAUUCUUCCUAUCCUGCUCCUAUACUGCACUGCAUCUAAAGAUCCGAUCCGUCUCUCUAACCCUGAAAUUCCUCCUCCAAAUCCUUGCAGCAGCAGCGGAGAAAGAGGAAGAGGAAGAAGACGGAGGAGGAGAAAGGAGAAGAGCCAGCCAUGGAUCCGAGCCAGAUGAUGUUUCCCAUGUGGGCCCCUCCUCCCGCCGCCGCGCCUCCCCCCUCCGAUGACCCCUCCGCGCCGCCGCAGUCCUUCCUCCCUCCGCCCAACGCCCAGCUCGCCCCCAACCGCGGCUGGAAACGCAAGAACCCCAACUCCGCCGCCGGCUACCAGCCCCCGGCCCUCGGCGACCUUCAGGUGCAGAACCGCGCAAAAGCUCGCCGCUGGUUCAAGAAUCACAACCCCAACCAGAACAACAACCCAAACCACCACCGCAAGUACUUCUUCCCCAGGAACAAGGCCGCCGCGCCUCGCAACACCACCUCCUUCAUCAUCCGUGCCAAGCGCUCCGGUGGCAUUGCGUCCCUCGUGUCCCCGUGCCCUGUCACGCCCGCAGUGCUCCCCACCCCGCGCCUCUCUCCCUCCCGUGAGGGCCUUGCUGACAUGGCUCAGGCACAGUGGGGCGUCGACGGAUACGGCUCAAUGAAGGGCCUCAUCCGCCUCCGCAGCUCCCCCCAGCCUGCCAACCCCAACGCGUCUGAUGACGAUGACGAGGGAAAUUCUAGCGGCAGUGACGUUGAGGAGCACGUGGAGGUGGAGCGCCGGCUUGACCAUGACCUCAGCCGCUUUGAGAUGGUGUACCCCGCGAGAGGGGAGGAUGCUGGGGGCUACAUGUUUGAGGAUGACGACGAGUAUGACCAGGAUGCUCAUGUGGCUCGCCUGGAGGAGGAGAACCUGGCACUAAAGGAGAGGCUCUUCUUGAUGGAGCAGGAGGUGGGUGAUAUGAGGCGUCGUCUGGAGGCGCUUGAGGCACGGUUUUCACUCAGUGAUGGUUUUGGAGGCGGUGGUGAGAAUGCUGUUGAAGAAGCUCCUCCUGAGAAUGAUGCGGAGAGGGUCGAUUUGGGGUCAGAGAAUAGCAGUGAGGACAAUGCGGAGAGGGUUGAUGCGGGAUCAGAGAAGAGCGGAGAAAGCAAUGCAGAGAGGGGUGUUGUGGGCUCAGGGAAGAUUGGAGAAAACAAUGCAGAGAAGGGUGCUGUGGAUUCAGAGAAGAAGCACAGUGCAGAGAAGGGCGUUGUGGAUUCAGAGAAGAAGCACAGUGUGAAGAAGGGCGCUGUUGGUUCAGAGAAGAGUGGCGAACACAAUGUAGAGAUGUCUGAUUCAGCACUGGAGAAGAAGGUCGGUGAGGAUGAUGAUGGUGAAGGGAUCAGGCUUGAGUUUUGACUGAUGGAAGAUGGACAACGGAGUUCAAGGGUGGUUGUUGGUACUGUUCAUACGUGUCAAUGGCAUAUUGAAGCCAUGCUGCAUGGGCUGGACUUGUUUUGGAGACUGACAUGUUGCGUAGCAGUAAAUCUUCGUGUUGACGAUGUACUAUGUUUCCUGGGGACAGGAAACAGCUUGUGCCAUUCUGAGUUUAUUUUCUUGUUCCUUCUAUAUCUAUUACGAUGAUACUGCAGAACCUGUGGUGCUUAGAUGCUGCUGCAAGUGGUAGAUAUGGAGGGAGAACUGAGAUGAUGAAUUUGUUAUCAUAACUGUUGUCAUUGCUGAAUCCGAUGGUGUCCUGUUUCUUUCAUCUGGCAUUCUCAUCUCAUGGUUGUUUUCAGGUCACUUGUAGUGAGUAGUUUUCUGAUAUGCCGUGCUGGUUGUCUCAGGUAAAGCACGGAUAUGCGUGGGGCCUGUUGAGUGUUGAGUUGGUGCAGCAAUCACUAUGUAUGGCAAUUUGACAGAUGAAUAUUACCUUGUGUUGUG
Messenger RNA from Phragmites australis (common reed), 2187 nucleotides. RefSeq lists its product as uncharacterized. The record is from RefSeq and is a predicted model, not a curated record. The transcript has a single exon. The coding region runs from base 442 to 1662 and encodes 406 amino acids. Lineage: Eukaryota; Viridiplantae; Streptophyta; Magnoliopsida; Poales; Poaceae.